AUGGACAGGUAAGACUUUACCUGAUGAUAGUAAUGUUGGAAAAGAGUUUAUUUUUUUAACAGUAAACGCCCAGCUAAAGGCUCAGUCCUGAGUCUUGGUGGGUUUUCAGUUUCGGGGUUAAAUAUUAACUCGUUUUUUUGUCUGUUUGUGUUUUUAAGGCAGAAUGUUGUAAAUAACAUUUUUAAUCAUUAGGAACUAAAGUAGUGGAGCUUCAGCACCUGCUCAGUAAUGAUUACGUGUUGGUGAAAUGAACGAAGGUAUUUAAAUGAGUUAAUCAUGUUAAAAAUUACAAACACUUUGCUUAUAUUGACCUUUAUUUCCUUUUAUUUUAUUCUGGAUUAAGCGCAAUUACUGACUGAAACCUGUCUGUACUCAGGAAUCAAGUUUUACUUGUUUGCUCCCAUUUUUUUCCCGAAUCGUGAACAAUAACAGAUUUUCACAAAAACGGCUUUGAUGUUAAUCCAUUUGAACUCCACCAAUUACCAUAAAAGCACCAAAAACAGCUGCUUCAGGAGUCAUGUGAUUGCAAAAACAUGUAACUGACAGGGUUGAUACGGGCAUGACUUGCCUGACUAGAGUGUAAGGUCCAAAUAAACUUGUUAAACCACAUACCAAGCUGGUGGGAUGAUGAAAAAACUCAUCAGCCAAUCUUCAAUUUAUGUACUACAUUGUUGUGUCACAGACCCAAUGUGUCACAGAUUCUGGUCAGAUAUUUUGCACAGCAGUGAAGGUGAAGUGAUGUCCAAAGUCUUGAUUUUUUCUUUUUUUUUUUUUUUUAACCUGUCCUUUCUUUGUAAACAGCUGAAUUUAGUCUGAAUCAUGUGUGUGAAUUUGAAAUUCUCUAAUGUCUAAUGUAAUCUGUGAUAAAUCAGAGAUUUCUAAAUCUGCCCUGUCUGCGUGAACAUGCUUAUAGCAGCUCUGGGUUAAUUUAUCAGGUUUCAUGCAUCUCCGCUGUCAGCGGAUAACCUAAAGAUACCUGGCUGUUUUGGACAUGCUUUGGAGUGUAGGUGGUGUUGUUUUAGACUGAGAGGUUUAUAAUCUUGUAAAAGCACAGAACAAAGUCAGUAAUUGCUGCCUUUUUUUUGUUUGGUUAUUUCAGAGCUGAAGCAGGUCCACAGGAGGAUGGUAACUCACCACAGGGAGCUUCUGAGAUGAGUUCCUCAGAGGAGGUGAGAGCAUAUGUGAGUAAAGACUUUGUAGAUUUUGGUGAUAAAAGUUUAUUAGUCACACACAGCGCACCUGUUGGCACACAUAGGCCCUCAUUUAUCAAUCUUGCAUAGAUCUAAGCGCAGAUCUGAGCAUAGGAUUCAUUGUACGAUAGGACACACGUGAGAUUUAUGAAAGGGUUCGUAUCUGACCAAUCCCAGCGUACGUAUGAUCGGGUCUUGCUACAUGCUGUGGCUGAAAUCGAUUGUCAUUAACAUGUCACACCCUUAAAUAUUCGUGGAUCAGAAGCCUCGCCCACAAAGGUUAAACAUGAAAAAGUAGAAAUAUUAAAAAGAUUCAAAACUUUCCGAGCUGGAAGUGAAUAUCCUCACAUCUGUUGUGGAAAGUAACAAGGAUUUUCUCUUUGGAAACAUCAAAACUGGUAUAAAAGCAGUCCAGAAAACUCCUGUCCGGAGCAGGAUUAUGGUGGUGGUGAACAGCGCUGCCACGGAAUAGCGGAUAGUAGCUGAAGUUUGAAUAAAUCAUUAGUCAAUAAGUUGUUCAUGAUGAUAAAUUAAUAUCUCAUACAUGCCUCAUAUGUUUUUAUUGCCAUGACAAAGGGGAAGUUGCUCCUAUUAUUGAAAGUUUUAAUUUGUUUGAAUUAGUUUUCAUUUGUAAUGUAGAGCAGACCGGAGAGUCUGACAGAGGCUGAACAAAAAUGAUUUUAACGUCACCAAAGUUGUGUUGCUGCCCCCGAGACACAUUUUUAUGGAUUUUUAUCACUGAUUAAAUAAGAAGAGCACUUUCUAAACUUAGACUUUACAUGUCAGAAUCCACCGAUAAGGUCCUGUCUCCUCUGUACAGCACUUUUGUGGAGUCUGUCCUUGUUAUUGUUCUUCGGGGAUUGGGUUCUUACGUUGCACCGGCACAGCUAACAGCACUCCAUUUGCCAGUGUAACAUUGUGCAAAACUGUACUGACCCAAAUGGUGUCCCACACCCUUUCAGGAGUAUACAACAUGUCCCGCUGCUGGGCCAAGACAGGGACACCUGCCUUUUAGGAGUCUAACGCAGCGCUCCACAGUGGCGUGUGUGUGCUCAAUGUUAAAACGGCGCUCCUGCUCUGUGGCAGUGUUUGCCGGCGAAGUUAUCAAAUAGGCUUAUUCACUAAGGGAAUAACAAUUUUCUUUUAUUUAAUUUUAUUUACGUCUUAAUCUUUAAUGAAAUUUAGCUUGUGCUUAAUGACAGGUUUGUUUAUUAGUUAUUUUGAGACAGACAUUUGCUGCAUAUAUAUAUAUAUUAUGUGUGUGUGUGUGUGUGUAUAUGUAUAUGUAUAUAUGUAUGUAUAUGUAUAUGUGUGUGUAUAUAUAUAUAUAUGUGUGUGUGUGUGUGAUUUUUUUUUUUAAUUUCAACAAUUUUUAUUUGUAAAUUGAGUUGUUUGUUUAUCAUUCUCACUUUAACAAAUGAUAAUAAAUGAGUGAGAUGGAAAAUUUUUCAUUUUUGAUUUAUUUGCAUAAUAAUUCUGCACACUAAUAGCUGCCCCCAAUAAUUGUGCACACAUAGAUAUUCUCCUAAGGAAGUCAAAAUCUCACUUUUACUCCCUUAAAUAUUCAGGUUUGAGGUUUAUUAACAUUUUGGAUUGACCAAGAGCACUGUAGUUGUUCAAAAAUAAAAUUUAUCCUCAAAAAUACAACUUGCCUAAUAAUUGUGUACACAGUGUAUAUAUAUGCAUAUAUAUACAUAUGUUUAUAUGUAUAGAUAUAGAUAUAGGUAUAUAUACAUAGGACUAAAUGAUAUGCUCACAGUUUGGAUCUACAGACCAACACAUGCUGGAUUUUCCAGGACUGUAGUGUUAUUUCAAAUGCUUCUGUUCUUGGCUAGUAGAAGAGUUAGCAUGAGCAGGCAGCAGCCUGACACAGGACCGAGGUCUGGAUAUCUGUCAUUCCUGUGUUUGUUUCUCAGGUGAAACAGGGGGAAGCAGACGGUGGCAGACUUCAUCAGUGUCAGCAGUGUGGGAAGUCUUUCAGCCGGGUCUGCAGCCUCAGACAGCAUGAACUCAGCCACCCUGCAGAGAAACCGCACCACUGUGAACAGUGUGACAGCAGCUUCAGUCAGCUAGAGGCGUACCAGCUCCACCUGCUCAAGCACUCUGCAGAAACACUUUACUGUUGCAACCGGUGUGAGCAGAGCUUCAGCAGCCACAGCUCAUUCAAACAGCACCUGCGUGAACACAGUCGAGUUUACCAGUGUGACCAGUGUGAAAAGAGUUUCACUUACCUCAGCAUUUUUAAGAUCCACAUGCGAGUUCACACCGGGGAGAAACCAUACUGCUGUGAUCAGUGCCCCAAGAGUUUCAGUUUUCUGAGCUCAUAUAAGCGACACCAGCUGAGCCACAGUGGAGAGAAACUGUACCAGUGCGACUUUUGUGGGAAAAGUUUCACUCAGUCUGGUCAUUUCACUUUGCAUCUACGCAAUCACACGGGAGAGAAACCAUAUGAGUGUGAGCAGUGUCAAAAGAGCUUUAGUGACCUGAGUGGAUACAGGAUACAUAUGAGGGUCCACACAGGAGAGAAACCCUACUGCUGCUCUCAGUGUGGGAGGAGUUUCUCUCAGUUAGGGAACUACAAAUCACACAUGCGCAUCCACACGGGAGAGAAACCAUUUCAAUGUGAGGUCUGUGACAAAAGCUUUUCCAUUUCUAAAACAUACAAACAGCAUGUGAACACGCACACUGGAGAGAAACCGUACAAGUGUGAGGAAUGUGGGAAAGGGUUUGGUCGGCUGAGUAACUAUGCGCGACACCUACGUAUCCACACAGGGGAAAAGCCGUACAGCUGUGGGCAGUGUGGGAAAUGUUUCAACAGUUCAUAUAGUUACAGCCGACACCUGCGUGUGCAUUCAGGAGAGAAACCGUACUGGUGCUCUCAUUGUAAGAGACUGUUUACCAGAUCACAGUCCUUGAAGAAACACCGCUGUAUACAGGUAGAGAAUGAGAGUAUGAUUGUGUGUAAGCAAGAAGAAGAACCACUCAGUUGCUCAUUAACACAAAAUACUGAUGACACUCAAGAACCAGUGAAUUAA
This is a messenger RNA of Xyrichtys novacula (pearly razorfish), 4225 nucleotides long. NCBI's taxonomy places the organism in Eukaryota, Metazoa, Chordata, Actinopteri, Labriformes, Labridae. The record is from the annotation of a GenBank genome assembly.